AUGGAAGUCAAUGCACCAGGCACCGGCUCGUCGUUACAUCUUUCAGCAAAAAAUGAAUUUCUCAUCGGUGGUAAAUACCGUCUCGUUCGUAAAAUCGGUUCGGGUUCAUUUGGAGACAUUUAUCUUGGCAUAAACAUCACAAAUGGUGAAGAAGUCGCAAUCAAACUUGAAUCAGUCAAAGCACGCCAUCCUCAAUUAUUGUAUGAAUCAAAAUUAUACAAAAUUCUGCAAGGUGGAAUCGGCAUUCCACAUAUUCGAUACUAUGCCCAAGAGAAAGAUUACAAUGUUCUGGUUAUGGAUCUACUUGGACCAUCACUUGAAGAUCUCUUUAAUUUCUGUUCCCGACGAUUUACGAUGAAAACUGUACUAAUGCUUGCUGAUCAAAUGAUUGGUCGAAUUGAAUUUGUGCAUAACAAAAACUUUAUACAUCGAGAUAUUAAACCCGAUAAUUUCCUAAUGGGUAUUGGACGACACUGUAAUAAGGUGUUCUUGAUUGAUUUUGGUCUAGCAAAGAAAUAUCGUGACAAUCGAACUCGACAACACAUUCCCUAUCGAGAAGAUAAAAACUUAACUGGUACAGCGCGUUAUGCAUCUAUCAAUGCCCAUCUUGGUAUUGAACAAAGUCGUCGUGAUGAUAUGGAAUCGUUAGGUUAUGUUUUGAUGUAUUUUAAUCGUGGUUCAUUACCAUGGCAAGGUCUUAAAGCAGCAACUAAAAAACAAAAAUACGAAAAAAUAUCCGAGAAAAAAAUGUCAACUCCUGUCGAAAUUCUCUGCAAAGGAUUUCCAGCCGAAUUUGCUAUGUAUCUAAAUUAUUGUCGAGGUCUUCGUUUUGAAGAAGCACCCGAUUACAUGUAUUUACGUCAAUUGUUUCGCAUUUUGUUUCGAACAUUAAACCAUCAAUAUGAUUAUACAUUUGAUUGGACGAUGCUCAAACAAAAAGCAGCCAAUGCGGCAUCCUCAACUACGACUGCAGCAACUGCUACAGCUGGUAAUACCGCGGCAGCAACUGCCGGUACAACAACUGUAGCACAAGCAUCUUCAAGCGCGCAAAUGGCGAUGAUAAAUACGGGCAAUAAUGGACCGACAUCAGACAUACCAAAAACAAAUAACAAUGAAUAG
Adineta ricciae is the source of this 1119-nucleotide messenger RNA. The record is from the annotation of a GenBank genome assembly. NCBI's taxonomy places the organism in Eukaryota, Metazoa, Rotifera, Eurotatoria, Adinetida, Adinetidae.